Messenger RNA from Symphalangus syndactylus (siamang), 3391 nucleotides. RefSeq names its product SIN3-HDAC complex associated factor (gene SINHCAF). Lineage: Eukaryota; Metazoa; Chordata; Mammalia; Primates; Hylobatidae. The record is from RefSeq and is a predicted model, not a curated record. Gene Ontology annotation, cellular component: Sin3-type complex. Gene Ontology annotation, biological process: negative regulation of cell migration.
GCUUCGGGCUGCGACCCUGGUCCUUGUCCGAAUGUCCAGCCCCGCGUGAGCCGUGGGAUGCGGCCGCCGUCGGGCAGGUCUGGCCGGCAGGACAAUGUGGUUUGCUGAUGAUGGCGUCUUGCCAGUUUAAAAAGCAGAGUGAAAGUCGCCAACUCUCCGCCCGUGCGGGGCGGGUACUCCGGGCGUUUCUCAUCAAGGACACUGCAAAACUUUGAUUAAACGGGCCUGCUCCCGAGGGGAGAGCCGGGGGGCCGGGCUCCGGACUCUUCGGGGCGCGGGGUCCGGACCCCUACCCAGGGUGACCGUCCAGUGUCCGGCCCCUGCAAAACGCUCCGACAUCCCUGAUGCUGCACGUAGGCAGCGCCCGGCUGGACAGAAAACAAAGGGCUGCAUGUGCCCGUGCGGGCUCCCGGCGCUCGGGGCCGCCGCCUGGGCGUAGGGCCGUGCGGGUCGGAGGCCCUCGAAGUUCGGGCGAGUUUCGGGAGGGGCUUUUGUCCCUCAGCCCCCUCGUGGGGAAACUUUGGCGGCGCUACUUGUGCGAGGUGCCAUGCUGAUCCACCAGGGAGCAUUCUUCUUUGCCGGCUCGGCGUCUCUCUCGGCGGUCACCGGAGUGCCCGAGGGGGAAGCGCGAUUUACGGAAGACUAUUGCCCAGAAGAAAAGAUGUUUGGUUUUCACAAGCCAAAGAUGUACCGAAGUAUAGAGGGCUGCUGUAUUUGCAGAGCUAAGUCCUCCAGUUCUCGAUUCACUGACAGUAAACGCUAUGAAAAGGACUUCCAGAGCUGUUUUGGAUUGCAUGAGACUCGUUCAGGAGACAUCUGCAAUGCCUGUGUCCUGCUUGUGAAAAGAUGGAAGAAGUUGCCAGCAGGAUCAAAAAAAAACUGGAAUCAUGUGGUAGAUGCAAGGGCUGGACCCAGUCUAAAGACUACAUUGAAACCAAAGAAAGUGAAAACUCUGUCUGGGAACAGGAUAAAAAGCAACCAGAUCAGUAAACUGCAGAAGGAAUUUAAACGUCAUAAUUCCGAUGCUCACAGUACCACCUCAAGUGCCUCCCCAGCUCAAUCUCCCUGUUACAGUAACCAGUCAGAUGAUGGCUCAGAUACAGAGAUGGCUUCUGGUUCUAACAGAACACCAGUUUUUUCCUUUUUAGAUCUCACAUACUGGAAAAGACAGAAGAUAUGUUGUGGGAUCAUCUAUAAAGGCCGUUUUGGGGAAGUCCUCAUUGACACACAUCUCUUUAAGCCGUGCUGCAGCAAUAAGAAAGCAGCUGCCGAGAAGCCAGAGGAGCAGGGGCCAGAGCCUCUGCCCAUCUCCACUCAGGAGUGGUGACUGAGGUUUUUAUGUAGAAGGGGAACAAAAAAAACAUCUAAAUUUUGAAAAGACCACAAAGCAACAAACUGACCCUUUUUUUUUUUUUUUUUUGAUACGGAGUUUUGCUCUUGUUACCCAGGCUGGAGUGCAGUGGUGUGAUCUUGGCUCACCGCAACUUCCAUCUCCCGGGUUCAAGUGCUUCUCCUGCCUCAGCCUCCCAAGUAGCUGGGUUUAUAGGUGCCUGCCACCAGACCCGGCUAAUUUUUUAGUUUUAGUAGAGAUGGGAUUUCACCACGUUGGCCAGGCUGGUCUCAAAUGACCCUCUUAUUUUUAACUUGGAUACCUGCUAUUCUGCCAAAAGACAAUUUCUAGAGUAGUUUUGAAUGGGUUGAUUUCCCCCAGUCCCACAAACUCUGAAGCCAGUGUCUAGCUUACUAAAAAAAGAGUUGUACAUAAUAUUUAAGAUGCUGAGUAUUUCAUAGGAAAGCUGAAUGCUGCUGUAAAGUGCUCUUUAAGUCUUUUUUUUUUUUUUUAAUCCCCUUCUAAUGAAUGAAACUAGGGGAAUUUCAGGGGACAGAGAUGGGAUUUGUUGUAUGAUAAACUGUAUGUAGUUUUUAGUCUUUCUGUAUUGAGAAGCAGUGGUUGGGGCAUUUUUAAGAUGGCUGGCUACUCUUGUUUUCCCUCAUGAUAAUAGAUUUGUCAUAACUCAGUAACAUGAACUUGCCCCUAGAGGUAGUUGUUAAUAAUUUUGAAAUAUUAAGGUCUUGCCAAGCUUCUGAUGAUUCAAACCUGUACUACUGAUUAUUAAGAAGGACAGACUGAGCUUUCUGUUGCAAAUGGAGAAAGUAAUUUCUAAAUAUACAGAGAGGUAACUUGACUAUAUAUGUUGCAUCCUGUGCCUCCCUUCAUAUUAAUAUUUGAUAAAGAUUUUAAUUUAUGUGAAACUUCUAAAGCGGAAUCCAAGUUCCUCUUGGGGAAAUGGCAAGUCUUUAGGACAGGCGAGACCCUGUAUGAAUAGUACCAAAGCAUUACUGCAUGGUAGAGAACACACUCAAUUAGAAAUGGUAAGCUAUCUGAAAAAUAAAAUGUGCAAGUUUCAGGAUGGCACAAAACAAAGGUUAAUGCUUCUUGGGGCACGUGACUUAGAGGGCUUGCUGAGUGUGUAAAUAUAAUUGACUUUUGUUUGUGUUACAUGACUUCUGUGACUUCAUUGAAAAUCUGCACAAUUCAGUUUCAGCUCUGGAUUACUUCAGUUGACCUUUGUGAAGGUUUUUAUCUGUGUAGAAUGGGUGUUUGACUUGUUUUAGCCUAUUAAGUUUUUAUUUUCUUUCACUCUGUAUUAAAAGUAAAACUUACUAAAAGAAAAGAGGUUUGUGUUCACAUUAAAUGGUUUUGCUUUGGCUUCUUUUAGUCAGGCUUUCUGAACAUGGAGAUACCCUGAACUUAGAGCUCUUCAAUCCUAAGAUUUUCCUGAAAAGCCUCUCUCGCUUGAACCCAAACCAGAGUGAGGGAGAAACAUUUGCCUGCCUUGUAAUAACAAGACUCCGUGCUUAUUUUUUAAACUGCAUUUUAAAAAUUGGAUAGUAUAAUAAUAAGGAGUAAGCCACCUUUUAUAGGCACCCUGUAGUUUUAUAGUUCUUAAUCUAAACAUUUUAUAUUUCCUUCUUUUGGAGAAAACCUACAUGCUACAAGCCACCAUAUGCACAGACUAUACAGUGAGUUGAGUUGGCUUUCCCACAGUCUUUGAGGCGAAUUACAAAAGUCCAGCCAUUAUCAUCCUCCUGAGUUACUUUGAAAUGAUUUUUUGUGUACAUUUUGGCUGCAGUAUUGGUGGUAGAAUAUACUAUAAUAUGGAUCAUCUCUACUUCUGUAUUUAUUUAUUUAUUACUAGACCUCAACCACAGUCUUCUUUUUCCCCUUCCACCUCUCUUUGCCUGUAGGUUGUACUGUAUGUAGUCAUGCACUUUGUAUUAAUAUAUUAGAAAUCUACAGAUCUGUUUUGUACUUUUUAUACUGUUGGAUACUUAUAAUCAAAACUUUUACUAGGGUAUUGAAUAAAUCUAGUCUUAUUAGAAAAUAAAA